Molecule: messenger RNA, 1635 nt
Organism: Klebsormidium nitens
Lineage: Eukaryota; Viridiplantae; Streptophyta; Klebsormidiophyceae; Klebsormidiales; Klebsormidiaceae
Source: the annotation of a GenBank genome assembly
UGAACUUUCAUAGACGAAACAGGAGCCUUGAGCAGCUGUGCAGCCCUCCCGCUAUCUGCAUUCCCUCUGCAUUGCUGAUCAGCCUCGAUUAAAGGCAGAGCGGUUUAGAAAACACUGUUUGAGCAGCUCGGGCCAGUCGGGCAGCUUAUGCAACAGAUCCACGAUCACGCUAGUGUGCAAAGAAACGAGGUCUGCUUAGCUGCCCUGAUCAUCUUUGAUUGACUCUCCUAAUUCCCCCGCUAGUCUAGUGCAGCGUUUGUCAGACGUUCAGCAACCGGCUGCUUCUGAGCGUGGUCUUUCUAGGACGCCAGAGUUGGCCUCCCUUCCAACAUUUCACGUUGGCUUCGGGUGUCUUCUAAAGUUCAGGAUGUAUCCUGGCCCCGGGCAGACUGCUGCAAAAGCCAUGGGGUUCAAUCAUAUGUCAAGCACCUUUGAGGCUCAGAUGAUGGCGGGGCACUUGAGGCCUUCGCAAUUCAAUCUUAAUCUAGAGGAUCUGUGGCGGAAACUGCAGCGCUUAAAGGCCCAGUACUUGGACCUACUUGAUGAAGUCAGGCGGCAGAUCGCCAACAGAGCUGCAAGUGGAAACCAAGGCGAGCAGGAGCGUGAUAGGAACCUGAAGAUGCUCAGGGGUGCUGACAGAGCUGUGGCUAUGCUGCUGGCUCGAGACCCGGGCCAUGCGAGGUCUAUCUUUCAGAACUUUGGGAAAAGUGUGGAGGGGUUUGAGCAGGAGGUCUGCUCGCUGAUGUCAUACUGGCUGAAGGCCGCGCCUCAGGCGAUGGGGCCAAGCAACCGAGUGCGAGCCAUGCCACCUGGAGCUUUGGCACCGCACCUGGAAGCGGAACGGUUGUGGCACCAUCUGCAGCACCUAUUGACCAGAUACCUGGAGCCCUUAACCAAGGUUAACGGGGAGGUUAAGGCAGCGGCAGCGGCUGCAAGCGAGAGCGAUCCGGGUCAAGAAAGGGCUUUGAAGUCCUUCAAGGUGAUCACAGAAAGAAUGCUGGAGACAAUUAUGGCGGCGGAUCCGGAUCAGGCAAUGGCGCUGCGGCGCAACUUUCCAAAAGGGCUGGACGUCUUUGAACAGCAGGUGGAAGCGCUGCUGUCGACAUGGGAGAAGAGGAAGAGACAAGGCGUCAAGUCACGAACGACGGUUGAGGAUCUGAGCGUGUGUGCAAUCUGCGAAGAGGAGUGGGGACCCGAGCGACGAAGGACAGCUAUCAUCCCCCGUCAGGAAUUCACUUGUGGGCAUGCCCUCUAUUGUAGUAAAUGCUUGGAUUCGUUCUUCAGAAGCAUGCGUGAGAAGGUGAGGGUAGGCGCCCCAGUCGCUUAUCACUGCCCGAGCUACUGUGACUUGGGACCAGAGCUGCCGAGGUUGGUACGGAUACACAUAGGUGGAUAAAAAUGAAAAUAAUCGACUAUAAACAUUGGUACUUAUGGAAGAAGCGAGUUGUUGACUCACUCUCUGGAAGCCAGGGGAAGGUAAGCGUGUAUGCCAACAGAAGCUGUGGACGGACUGUUACUCAGCUGCAAACUUACCUAGUAGGCGAUUGCAGGGCGCAUAUCGCUCAUUACCACUGUACAUUCUGUAUAUUUAAGCAUUACGUGCCAGGUCUCAAGCUGAGGGCUGGAAUAUACAUG